AUGACGCCUUUGGAAAAUGCAGAAGAGCCCUACCAUUACUACCCUGCAACCCGUAUCCAUCGUAAACACCCCCUCCCCAACUUCACGAAAAAAAUCACAGCUUCAUUUCCUAAACAAGUUCGUUUCGGAGCCAAAGAACGGAUUGGGUUGGAACUUGCUGCGCGGCCCGGCCUGCAGCUCGCCGUCGUACAGCGGACUCCUGCCAUCAGCAGCCGGUGGCGCGACCUGGACGUCGCCCCUGUAAAUUUCAAUGGCCGAGAUGAGCGGGAGCACGAGCAGCAGGACGGACAGCAGCUGGCCGAAGCUCCACUGCUUCUCGCCGUCGUCGGCGAGCGGCACCGAGGGCGUGCCAAACGCCGACGACAGCAGGACGACGCGCACGGCGGCGCCGACGGCAACGGCCGUCAUGACGAGCAGCCCGGCGACCUGCACCGUCUUGUACCAGGCCUUUUGCUGCGCGCGGCUGUGCAGGUACCACGUGGCGAGCACGAAGACGACCACGUUGCCCGUAAUCACGGCAAUGGUGCCGACAUACGACAGCGCGUCCUUUGCGCCGCCGGGGGGCUUGCCAAACGUCGUCGUCGUCGUCUGCCCGCCGCCGUCCCAGGCGCACGCCACGGGCAGCGUGGAAAAGGCCAUGCCGCGGGAGACGACCUGCAGCGUAAAGACGCCCGAGACGCACGAGAGGGCGAGGUUGGCGAGCAUGAGGGCCUGCCGCAGCCAGCGCAGGACCCAGUCGCGGCGGUAGUCGCGGACGAGGGCCAGCAGCGUCGCGUUGUGCGUCGCCAUGGACAGCAGCGAGAGCAUCCAGAUGAGGAAGAAGUGGUACGGCACGAGCGAGCCCAUCUUGGCGAGGCCGACCGACUGCAGGCCGAUGCCCUGCACGAUUUGCGAGUCGCUGAAGCCGCUGAGGAGCUUGCGCCGGAUGCCUGCCGGACGGCCGCGCAUCUCGGCGGCGACGACGCUGGCGGACAGGCCGAGGGCGAGUACGGCGGUGAUCAUGAAGGAGAGGAGAAUCUGGGAGAGUAG
This is a messenger RNA of Cordyceps militaris CM01, 1029 nucleotides long. RefSeq lists its product as uncharacterized. NCBI's taxonomy places the organism in Eukaryota, Fungi, Ascomycota, Sordariomycetes, Hypocreales, Cordycipitaceae. The record is from RefSeq and is a predicted model, not a curated record. The transcript has a single exon. The coding region runs from base 1 to 1029 and encodes 342 amino acids.